Messenger RNA from Nothobranchius furzeri (turquoise killifish), 1959 nucleotides. RefSeq names its product protein mono-ADP-ribosyltransferase PARP12. Gene Ontology annotation, cellular component: nucleus. Lineage: Eukaryota; Metazoa; Chordata; Actinopteri; Cyprinodontiformes; Nothobranchiidae. Gene Ontology annotation, molecular function: NAD+-protein mono-ADP-ribosyltransferase activity; NAD+ poly-ADP-ribosyltransferase activity; zinc ion binding. The record is from RefSeq and is a predicted model, not a curated record.
UGAAACUUUUUUAAAGGCUUUAAAUUACUCCAGGGAUCUUAACGCUAUGUAUUUCUCUCAGAUUAAGGGAAAUCAGGAGAGGUUUUAUCAGAACACUGCAGCCAGUGAGAAACCUUAUGAGUGGCAGCUGUUAACUGGGAAUCAGUGGCAGAGAAUUGACAACGAUCACGUGAUUGAGACUCAUUACUGCCAACCUGGAGCAAAGGGAAUCACCAUAAACACCAGCCAAGGGUGUGUGUCUAUAGACUUUGACACGCUGCGGACUAACAAUGCGUCAUUAAGAGUUCAGAGGCUCAGCCUCCUCUCUCAGGGGCAGACAGAAGACAUCGGCUGGUACUUCAGAGAUGACCACCUGUGGUGUGAAUAUGGAUCACAGAGCUCCAGCUCAGCAGCUUCCUCAGUCAGCAGUGGAGACGUUGAGCUCAGCUUCACUCACGACCCACGGGGAGUCUUCGGCUUCACUGUGGGCUCCACCAGAUACUCACUGAACUUUUCCAACAUGACCCAACAGAACACCGUCACAGGCGUAAGCAGAAAAGUACGGAGACGUCCAAAACUCACUCUCAGCCCUGCCGGGCUUUAUUCCCCCCCAGUGCUGCAGACAUCCCUCUCACCACAGCUCCCCCAUCGCAGCUUUAGGUGGGAGUUUAUGGGAGAUGAGGGGCGUUGGACAGAGUACCAGGCUCAUGUUUGUUCGUUCGACAGUGCUGCCAUUGAGACGCAAUACCAGCUGGACCCACAGGGCCAGCUGCUCUUCAGGAUCAACAAUUUCUCAUAUACGUUGGAUUUUUCAAGAAUGUGUCAAAUAAACUCAAACAUCGGAACCACGAGGGCAGUGAGGAGGACUCUUUCCUAUGGAGUCCAAACAAACACCAGCUCAGGCUCUCGAUGGCAGUUCCAGGACAUCGAUGGGACGUGGAAAGAAUAUUCCAAAGGUUACAGUCAGUGCAGCGUUUCCAGUCCAGACAUUGAGCUCCAGUACCAACAGAACCCAUCAGGCUCCAUGACGUUUACUACCAAAUGCUUCAGCUAUGAGCUCGACUUCUCAGGUGAGCGGUGGCACGAGCUUGUCUCUGCGUCCACAGAUCCAAUUUUUAAAGGCAUAAUUUGCAACUUUUUCCUCUUUUGAAAUAAUUUUGAGCCAGUACGUGCUAAAAUUACCCUUUACAGGGUUAAUCAAAUUUCACAUAGACCCCCAUCACCCCCGUGACCAGAAUACCGCAUUUGCAACUUCAGACUGAUGGGCUGAAGCUGUUGGACUUGGAAAAAAAUUAAACAAUGGACUCUGUUUUCAUCACAUUUCCUGCAGGUUUUAGAUCAUGAGCACAACUGAUUUGUUUAAUUUAGUGAUGAAUCACUCCUGAGGAAUGAAGGCUGGGAGACGUUUCAGCAGUUAGAUUAAGGUGUUAAAAACACACACACACAGCGAGAUGCUUCACUUUUGCUUUGACCGUGGAUUAUUAAUAACACACACCAGGGGCCGCUAAAAGCAAGUAAAACUACUCAAUAUACCUUUAAUGUCCAGACUCACAGUGAACAUGUCUCUGUGCAGCCAUGACUCAGAGGAACCGGUCUACAAACGUCACCAGGGCUGUGAGACGGCUCGUCCAGUGACAGAUUUGGAGGAUGUUGCUUCAUCCGUCCGUCGCUGCCUCUCAGGUUCUUCGAUUCCUCACAAGAUGCCUUUUUUAUUUAAAGGGUUUAAAAGACUGUUAUUCUGUUCCUGUUUUACAACACUUUAUUAUUUUAAAGGUGAUCUCUGCCUCUUUGAAGCUGAAGUAUGUUUUAUUUAACAUAAGGGAUGGGUCCGAUUAAUUUAUUUUGGAGGUAAACAUUUAGUUUGCAAAAUCAGUAUUUGGGAAAUAAAUAUUUAAGUCUGACCCAAAAAUAUAAAAUAUAGUGUGGAGCUAAAUAACAUCAUGGAAAAUAAAUAUUUAGCUGGGAUCUAAAUAUUUUUUU